AUGUCGAUGAGGAUGGUGAUGGAGGAAGACGAAGACGCAGAAAUAGAGCACGUGUUCGUUGCUCAUGAAAUCGAUCUCGAUUACGAGUUCGACGCUGCGAGGUUCUUCGAUUUUACUCGACCGGAGACUCUAGCGGAAGCUCACGAAGCUGAACUUUGGUUUCAAAAUGCCACCAGUUACCCUCCUUCGCCUUUUAUGAGAAGGCUAGUGGUGAGAGAGGAUUUGUUCUUGGACGAUGUUAGUGAUUCGCCAAAGUCCGAACAUUUGCAAUGCACGAGAAAUGUUGAUGAUGAAAAAUCUAGUGUCCCGCUAGGAAUGGGAGUUUUGGACACGGCUUUUCAAGAUAAUAUUCCAAAAGCACUUGAUGGAAAUAUCUCUCGAUUGUUGGCUGGAAUUCUGCAAAAUGAUGGUACAAGGCCACUACAAGUACCUACAGGACUUACCUUUGGCAGUAAGACAAUCUACCGCAAUUUGAAUUCUAAGGAUAAGUCAUCUGUGUCAAAGAGUUCAACACUAAUGAAACCUACCACUUGUCAAUUGGCCAAGCAAAAUCGCCCUGCUAAAAAUGUUGGUUCAAGAUUUCAGAAGCUACUUGCACAGAAUGAACAAAAUUUAUCUAUCUCUUCCGGGUUAGAAAGUCAAGCUGCCAAGCGGCAAAAACUAGAGGGCGGUCUCUUGUGUAAGGUUUCAGAUGUGAAGCAGCAAACCAAUUUUUUCCACAAGACUCGAAUGAGGGAUGUCACGGUUGAACAAAACUCUGCAUGUUCCAAGCUGAGGCUUACUAUUCCGAGGGAGCCUGACCUCAGAACAGCACAGAGAGCACAUAGGAUAAGACCUAAAAAUGUCGGAGAGGCAGAGCAUGUAACAGUAGCUGCUCCCAGAUUCAAAGCUCGCCCAUUAAAUAGAAAAAUUCUUGAGGCUCCUUCAUUGCCACCUCCCAAAAGGAGCACUCCACGGUUGCCUGAAUUUCAAGAAUUUCACUUGAAGACUUCGGAGAGGGCAAUCCAACACACGUCUGCUACGUCGUCUUCACUUCACUGUUAUGAUUCUGAUAAGGGUUGGGACAAGCAUGCUACUGUUUCUGCUUUAGAUAAUAGAAUAAAGGAUUUAAGAAGACCUACCGCAGCAGGUGCACCAACGUAUGAUGGAUUGGGUUUUGCACACAUUUUUAAAGCUCAGCCUCUUAAUAAGACGAUAGUUAAAAGUAAAGGAGACGGUGUUUUCCCUAACUGCAAACAGGAAACAACAGUACCAAUGGAAUUUGAUUUACAGGCUGAAAAGGAGGUUCAACAAGAUCCACCAAUUGAACUCUUUAGCAAGUUUCUUGAGUUUACUCUCGAGCCUUGA
This is a messenger RNA of Sphenostylis stenocarpa, 1347 nucleotides long. The record is from the annotation of a GenBank genome assembly. Lineage: Eukaryota; Viridiplantae; Streptophyta; Magnoliopsida; Fabales; Fabaceae.